This is a messenger RNA of Beauveria bassiana ARSEF 2860, 1695 nucleotides long. Its product is annotated as adaptor complexes medium subunit family protein. NCBI's taxonomy places the organism in Eukaryota, Fungi, Ascomycota, Sordariomycetes, Hypocreales, Cordycipitaceae. The transcript is spliced from 6 exons. Gene Ontology annotation, biological process: retrograde vesicle-mediated transport, Golgi to endoplasmic reticulum; endoplasmic reticulum to Golgi vesicle-mediated transport; Golgi localization. The coding region runs from base 1 to 1695 and encodes 564 amino acids. The record is from RefSeq and is a predicted model, not a curated record. Gene Ontology annotation, cellular component: COPI vesicle coat; cytosol.
AUGCGGCAAAGCGCUGCCUGGGGCUGGUCCAGGGGCUCCACCGCCCGGCCCAAAAUAGCUAGCAUGGCAGAAUCUCCUUUGGUUGCUGCCACCUUUGCGCGCCAUGAUACCCCCACUUUCGCACACCUGGCACUUCCGGAACGAUACUUCAAGAUGGUGGUCCUCGCAGCUUCGAUCUGUACCCGUGGAGGGAAAGCUGUCCUCUCGAGGCAGUUCCGUGACAUGCCACGAUCGAGAAUAGAGGCACUCUUGGCGUCGCUUCCCAAACUUGCGGAUAGCGGCACGCAGCAUACUACCAUCGAGCAGGACAACGUGCGAUUUGUUUACCAACCAUUGGACGAGCUCUACAUGGUGCUCAUAACUAACCGCCAAUCCAACAUCUUGCAAGACAUCGACUCGCUUCACCUGUUUGCUCAGGUUGUGGCCAGCGCCUGCCGAACCCUUGAUGAGAGAGAGAUUCUCCGAAAUGCAUACGAACUACUCAGCGCCUUCGACGAGAUCGUCACCCUCGGCUACCGCGAAAACCUGACCAUCACCCAGAUCAGGACAUUCCUCGAAAUGGAGAGUCACGAGGAGCGCGUCCAGGAAAUCAUUGCUAGAAACAAGGAGCUCGAGGCCACCGAAGAGCGCAAGCGCAAGGCCAAGCAGCUCGAGAUGCAGCGCAAAGAUGCAGCUCGCCUCGGCGCCUCCCGCACCAGUGUACCGCGCACCCCUACCUACCAGUCAUACCAAUCUCCUUCAUCGAAUACCGCAAACUCCUACGACUCUUACGAGGCUGAGAAGAACAAGACAUAUACCAAAGCGUCCGCUCCUAAAGGUAAGGGUAUGCAGCUUGGGAAGAAGUCGAAGACUACCGACAUGUUCGAGCGCGUACGUGGGGAUAUGGGCGGCGAGAUUGAUGAUACGCCUUUGGUGGCACCUUCACCUGCUGCCGCCGCUGCGCCUGCUGAACCCCGUACCUCUUCCUCCAUGGACCGCGACGCCAUUCAUGUCACCGUUUCCGAGUCUAUCAAUGCCAAUUUGUCUCGCGAAGGCGCUGUUCAGUCACUCGCCGUUACCGGCGACUUGACAUUGCGAGUUUCAGACGCUAGCAUGACCAAGAUUAAGCUGGCGUUGCAGGCUGUGCCUUCUCACGGCGCUCAGUUCCGCACACACCCCAAUGUCGACCGCAACAUCUUCAACACCUCUAAGGUCAUUCAAAUGAGCAACACGGCUCGAGGAUUCCCCGUCAACAAUGCCGUCGGUGUCUUGCGCUGGAGAGCUACCCCAAAGACCGACGACCCCUCGACCUGUCCCAUCACUUUCACCGUCUGGAUCAACAAGGACUCGUCCAAGUUUAACAUUACUGUUGAAUACGAGCUCACUGGCGGCGAUUCUCUCCGCGAUGUCAGUGUCAUCAUACCGUACCAGGGUAGCGAACCUGUGGUCUCUAGUUUUGACGCCUCUUACGAAGUCGCUGGCGAUAUGCUGGAGUGGAACAUUGGCUCUGUUGACGAUGAGAACCCUAGUGGUGCCUUUGAGUUCGAGGCCGAGACUGCUGAUGAAAACGAUUUCUUCCCCAUGCACGUCAAAUUUAGUAAAACUACUCCAUACAUCGAUGUUGAUGUUACCUCUGUUUCUUUGAUUGAUGAGAACGAGGAAGUAACGUUUUCCAAGGAGAUCAAGUCAAACGCGGACAAUUUCGCUAUUGAGUAG